GCAAGAUUCUAAGCCUUCGUGUGCCAAUAAACCGGGUUCCUGACCUGUGCUGGCAAAUGCAAGCCUGAAGAGGCAGGCACCACUCGGCCCUUUUCCACCCAGGUCUCCUGGGCCCCACCUUCAGCCAAAGGACAUGAGCGGGGCGCCCCCAAAUGGCCAAGAGUGGAUGGGAAGCGGCAGGGUGAUUAGGAGCCUUACACUAAAGCGAUGGGUGGGGGCAGAGGCAGGGGUGAGAAAAGGCGGGGAGUUCCAGGUCCCGCCCCGGAGCAGACUUCCUGGCAGACACCAGAUGCCCUGGGUGAGCGGCAGCCGCUGUGAACGGCUGAGCCAUGGGGUGCACGCGUGACGCCAUCCUGGAUGCACUGGAGAACCUGACAGCCGACGAGCUCAAGAAGUUUAAGAUGAAGCUGCUCUCAGUGCCACUGCGUGAAGGAUAUGGGCGCAUCCCACGGGGGACGCUGCUGCCCCUGGAUGCCAUCGACCUCACUGACAAGCUCGUCAACUACUACCUGGAGGAGUACAGCGCUGAGCUCACAGCGCUUGUGCUGCGUGACAUCGGCAUGAAGGAGGUGGCGGAGCAGCUGCAGAAGACCCUGCACAAGGGCCCUGGAGCCAAGCCAGCUGGAAUCAAAGCCCUUCCCCUGAAAGCAGACAACAAACCAGCACUGCACUUCGUGGACCAGCAUCGGGCAGCCCUCAUCUCAAGGGUCACAGACGUGGACGGGCUGCUGGAUGCCCUGUACGGGAAGGUGCUGACGGAAGAGCAGUACCAGGCAGUGCGGGCGGAGCACACCAACCCCACCAAAAUGAGGAGGCUCUUCAGCUUCACUCCGGCCUGGAACCUGACCUGCAAGGACCUGCUCCUUCAGGCCCUGAAGGACACCCAGCCCUACCUGGUGGCCGACCUGGAGCAGAGCUGACUCGGCUUCCCCAGCAGCGGCCCCACCUACAACCCCUGGUAGUUCUGGCCAACUUACCUGGAGUCUCUGAUCUUGUAUACAUAAUAUAUGAAAAACCAGCUUGGA
Messenger RNA from Sus scrofa (pig), 1025 nucleotides. It is a transcript of the gene PYCARD, whose product is annotated as PYD and CARD domain containing. NCBI's taxonomy places the organism in Eukaryota, Metazoa, Chordata, Mammalia, Artiodactyla, Suidae. The record is from RefSeq and is a predicted model, not a curated record. Gene Ontology annotation, biological process: innate immune response; regulation of apoptotic process; inflammatory response.